UUAUUAAGUGACAAGGUCUUUGCAGCGAUCGAGAGAUUCGCUCUUUCUGCGUCGCACCGAAAACCGCCGAGGGGUUUCCUUGUCAGUUUUUUUCUUCACAUUUCGGCCUCGCAACUCUAUUCUUUGCGUGCGUGUGAGAGAGCGAGUCACGUGUCCGCAGCUCAGCUGGGCCGAGAGAUCGAUCGCUGAAGAAAGGUGAAGAGCGAGAAGUCGCGGCGGCGGACGCAAGAUGAACGGUUCGGACUUUGUGCUGCUGCUCGUCUUUGCGGUGUCGGCGGGUUCGAGUGCAAGGGUCGUCGACCCCGCGCCCAUCAGACACCCCGUCAUUUUGGUGCCUGGAGACGGAGGAAGCCAAAUUGACGCCAGACUAAACAAGACUGAGGUGGUGCAUUAUCUUUGCGAAAAAACGACUGGCGACUUUUUCAACACAUGGCUCAACCUGGAGCUGCUCGUCCCCGUCGUCAUUGAUUGUUUGGUGGACAACAUGCGUCUGGUGUACGACAACACAACACGGACGACCAGCAACUCUCCGGGCGUGGAAACAAGAAUUCCAGGCUUCGGAAACACGAGCAGCGUUGAAUGGCUCGACCCGACGGAAUUGUCGCCCACCAAGUAUUUCAACCCCAUUGCUGACAUUUUAGUGAAAAAGCUCAACUACUCGAGAGGCGUCAACUUGCACGGGGUGCCUUACGACUUCAGGAAAGCGCCCAAUGAGCUGGGGGAGGUUUUUGUCAAAAUGAAAGCGCUAAUUGAGGAGACGGUGGCGCGGAACGGGCAGAGUGCUGUGAUUGUGACCCACAGCAUGGGCGGCCUGUUGGCCCUGACCUUCCUCCAGCUGCAGAGCCAGACCUGGAAGGACAAGCACGUCAAGUCGCUGGUCACCCUGGCAGCGCCCUGGGGCGGAUCCGUCAAAACCGUCAAAGUGUUCGCGAUUGGUGAUAAUUUGGGCGUGUUUGUGUUGAGCGGAGGCACGUUGAGGGACCAGCAAAUCACGUCGCCCUCGCUCGCGUGGCUGCUGCCGUCGCCGCUCUUUUGGAAACCGGACGAGACGCUCGUCGUCACUCCGCAGAAAAAUUACUCCCUCACCAAUCUCAGAGACUUUUUCGACGACAUCGAUUGGCUCACCGGAUGGGAGAUGAAAAAGGACACGGAAAAAUAUGUUCUGAAUUUCACUGCGCCGGGGGUCGAGGUCCAUUGUGCGCACGGAGUCGGCGUGAAAACCGUGGAAAAGCUCAAAUACACAAAGGACAAGUUCCCAGACUCGACCCCAGACCUGAUCAUGGGUGAUGGAGACGGAACGGUGAACCUGCGAAGCCUCGAGGGCUGCACCAAGUGGACGGAGGCGCAAAACGCCGGCAAGAAAAUUUACCACCAAACCUUCCCCGGGCUGGACCACAUGGACGCGCUAAGAGACAAAAUCAUUGCUCAGUUUGUUCACGACUUGUUGCAAAUAAAAUUAAACGUGCCAUAAUUAGAUAAAAAAGAAAAAAAC
Messenger RNA from Neocloeon triangulifer, 1492 nucleotides. RefSeq names its product phospholipase A2 group XV-like. The record is from RefSeq and is a predicted model, not a curated record. NCBI's taxonomy places the organism in Eukaryota, Metazoa, Arthropoda, Insecta, Ephemeroptera, Baetidae. Gene Ontology annotation, biological process: lipid metabolic process. The transcript is spliced from 7 exons. Bases 230 to 1471 code for a protein of 413 amino acids.